ACUUGACGUCGCCAUUUUGUGUUUGUUUCUUCCUGAAGUUUCACUUCAUAGUUGACGAUUUUCCCCCAGAUUUCUAAGAAGUUAACUAACAAUGGGUGCGUGUUUGGCACUGGGUUCCCUGGCAAGUUGUGCAUCCUGCUUGUGUGGCUCGGCAUCCUGCCUCCUGUCCUCAUGCUGCCCUUCAACCAACAACUCCACAAUCAGCCGGCUGGCCUUUUCCUUCAUGCUGAUGCUCGGGACGCUGGUGUCCAUCAUCAUGAUUCUCCCUGGCAUGGAGGAACACCUUAAAAAGAUUCCAGGUUUCUGUGACGGUGGCUCAACCUUACCUGGCUUAAACAAGGUGAACUGUGACGUCAUCGUGGGCUACAAGUCCGUGUACCGAAUGUGCUUCUCCAUGGCCUGCUUCUUCUUCCUCUUCUCCAUCCUGAUGAUCCGAGUGCGCAGCAGCAAGGACCCCCGAGCCGCCAUCCAGAACGGUUUCUGGUUUUUCAAGUUUCUGUUGCUGGUUGGCAUCACUGUGGGAGCUUUCUUUAUUCCAGAUGGCACUUUUAAUACAGUGUGGUACUACUUUGGAGCAGUGGGAUCUUUCAUCUUCAUCAUCAUCCAGCUCAUUCUCCUGGUGGACUUUGCUCACUCCUGGAAUCAGUCCUGGCUGGAAAAGGCUGAAGAGGGAAACUCCAAGUGCUGGUUUGCAGCUCUGCUCUCCUUCACCGGCAUCCACUAUAUCCUGGCUUUCAUUGCCGUCGUGCUCUUCUACGUGUUUUACACUCAACCUGACGGCUGCACCGAACACAAGGUCUUCAUCAGCCUCAACUUCCUGUUCUGCAUCAUCGUGUCCGUCGUGUCCAUUCUGCCAAAAGUUCAGGAAGCUCAGCCCAGCUCCGGCCUGCUGCAGGCCUCCCUCAUCUCCCUCUACACCAUGUAUAUCACCUGGUCGGCCAUGACCAACAACCCCAACCGGCAUUGUAACCCCAGUCUGCUGAGUCUGGUCCAGCCGAACAGUCCCACUCCAGCACCAGGUCCUGCUACUCCUGCUCCCCCACAAAACGUGCAGUGGUGGGAUGCACAGGGCAUCAUGGGCUUGAUCAUUUUCGUGUUCUGCACGCUUUACGCCAGCAUCCGCUCCUCCAACAACGCUCAGGUGAAUAAACUCAUGCAGACUGAGGAAGGCCGGGAUCUGACCACCGACUACGAUGGAGCGUCUGGAGAAGACGGGGUUCAUCGUGCCGUGGACAACGAAGAAGAGGGCGUGACCUACAGCUACUCCUUCUUCCACUUCAGCCUCCUGCUGGCUUCUCUCUACAUCAUGAUGACCCUCACCAACUGGUACAAGCCCAACACGGACCUAGACGCCAUGCCCGCCGUGUGGGUGAAGAUCAGCUCCAGCUGGAUCGGCCUGGCCCUGUACCUGUGGACCCUGGUGGCUCCGCUGGUGCUGCCGGACCGAGACUUCAACUGAACAUGCUGAAGUCCCUCCAGCACCUGCGUUAAAACCCGCUUCAGCCUGAAAUCAUUCCGCUUUCACCAUUCAGAUUCCUACAACUCUAUUUGAAAAUGGUAAUAUGCUUUACAGAAGGUAUCUAGUUCUAUAAAUGUUUGUUUCUGUGCGGGGGAAGUUUGUGUCUUUGCAGAAAGGGGAUGGUUUAACUUUGAUCACAUUCCAAAUGCUCACCUCUGGUCAUUUUCAUUUUAAACUUCAGUUACUGAAAUGCCUCAGAGCACUACACACCUCAGUAGAAGAAGAUGAAGUUAAUCUGAAAUGAUCGUUCCAAGCUCAAGCUGUUAUUGUUCUUUAUAUCCCACGUUGCUGUUUUUGUUAUAUCUGGGAUCUACUUUUGCCAGUUGUGCCAUUACUACUCUUCACUGUAUGUUUAUCCAGGUCUCUAGUUUUGUAUCAAAUACUUUAUCAUAUUUCACACUUUAGCAGUUCAGAGGAACCAUUUAAGUGAUUAUAUUCACCAAGUUGCUUUGUGGUGAAUUCUAAG
This is a messenger RNA of Cololabis saira (Pacific saury), 1985 nucleotides long. RefSeq names its product serine incorporator 2 (gene serinc2). Gene Ontology annotation, cellular component: membrane. The record is from RefSeq and is a predicted model, not a curated record. The coding region runs from base 92 to 1459 and encodes 455 amino acids. NCBI's taxonomy places the organism in Eukaryota, Metazoa, Chordata, Actinopteri, Beloniformes, Belonidae. The transcript is spliced from 10 exons.